Molecule: messenger RNA, 1557 nt
Organism: Corapipo altera (White-ruffed manakin)
Lineage: Eukaryota; Metazoa; Chordata; Aves; Passeriformes; Pipridae
Product: uridine-cytidine kinase-like 1
Exons: 14
Coding region: 266-1513 (415 amino acids)
Cellular component (GO): cytoplasm
Molecular function (GO): ATP binding; kinase activity
Source: RefSeq, a predicted model, not a curated record
UUCGCUGCUCAGCCGGCUGCCGCUGGCGCCCGCCCCGGCCCCGCGGCGCCGCACGGCCAGCCAGUGCAAGCCGGAGCCGCCGCUGCUGCGCACCAGCAAACGGACCAUCUACACGGCCGGGCGGCCGCCCUGGUACAGCGAGACCGGCGCGCCCGUGGACGAGGCCUUUGUCAUCGGCCUGUGCGGCGGCAGCGCCUCGGGCAAGACCACGGUGGCGACUCGGAUCAUCGAGGCGCUGGACGUGCCCUGGGUCGUGCUUCUCUCCAUGGACUCCUUCUACAAGGUGCUGGACGAGGGGCAGCAGGCGCUGGCAGCCCGCAGUGACUACAACUUUGACCACCCCGAUGCCUUUGACUUCGAGUUGCUGAUCAGUGUCCUGCGCAAGCUGAAGAAGGGCAAGAGCGUGAAGGUGCCAGUGUAUGACUUCACCACGCACAGCCGGCGCCGUGAGUGGAAAACGGUGUAUGGGGCCAAUGUCAUCGUGUUCGAAGGAAUCCUGGCCUUUGCCAACAAGGAGCUGCUCAAGCUCCUGGACAUGAAAGUGUUUGUGGACACGGACUCUGACAUCCGGCUGGUGCGGCGGCUGCAGCGCGACAUCAUGGAGCGCGGGCGGGACGUGGCGGGGGUCAUCAAACAGUACAACAAGUUUGUGAAGCCGGCGUUUGAACAGUACAUCGAGCCCACCGUGCAGGUCGCCGACAUCGUGGUGCCCAGGGGUGGGGAAAACUUUGUGGCGCUGGACCUCAUCGUGCAGCACGUGCACAGCCAGCUGGAGAAGCGUGAGAUCACGGUCAGGGCGGCCCUGGCCUCUGCUCACCAAGGGCAGCCGCUGCCGAAGACGCUGAGUGUCCUGGAGAGCACACCGCAGGUGCGGGGCAUGCACACCAUCAUCAGGAACAAGGACACAACCAGGGAUGAAUUCAUCUUCUACUCCAAGCGCCUGAUGCGGCUGCUGAUCGAACAUGCCCUGUCCUUCCUGCCACUGAAGUCUGUCACUGUGGAGACGCCCCAGGGCACGAUGUACGAGGGGAAGCGGUUCCACAGGCAGCGGAUCACUGGCGUGUCCAUCCUGCGAGCGGGAGAGACCAUGGAACAAGCCCUGACCGCCGUCUGCAAGGACAUCCGCCUGGGCAAGAUCCUCAUCCAGACCAACCUGGACACGGGAGAGCCCGAGCUCCACUACCUGCGCCUGCCCAAGGAGAUCAGCGAGGACUACGUCAUCCUCAUGGACAGCACCGUGUCCACAGGGGCUGCGGCCAUGAUGGCCGUGCGUGUCCUGCUGGACCACGACGUGCAGGAGGACAGGAUCUUCCUGCUGUCACUGCUGAUGGCAGAGAUGGGGGUGCACUCUGUGGCCUAUGCCUUUCCCCGUGUCCGCAUCAUCACCACCGCCGUGGACAAGCGAGUCAACGAGGAGUUCCACAUCAUCCCGGGCAUCGGUAACUUUGGGGACAGAUACUUUGGAACCGAUGGCCCCUCGGGCUGGUGUGAGAGUGACGGCGUGAACUGCUGAGCUGGUCAGCCGUGGGGCCACUGGCCAGGCUGGCUGCAGGGCUG